Eublepharis macularius is the source of this 4902-nucleotide messenger RNA. RefSeq names its product RAS p21 protein activator 3 (gene RASA3). Gene Ontology annotation, biological process: intracellular signal transduction; regulation of GTPase activity; negative regulation of Ras protein signal transduction. The record is from RefSeq and is a predicted model, not a curated record. The transcript has 24 exons. Bases 141 to 2648 code for a protein of 835 amino acids. NCBI's taxonomy places the organism in Eukaryota, Metazoa, Chordata, Lepidosauria, Squamata, Eublepharidae. Gene Ontology annotation, molecular function: GTPase activator activity.
GCGCGCUCUCUGCUGCUGCUGCUGCUGCUGCUGCUGCUCUCGCCCGGUCCCAGCCCUGCCGCGCCGCCACCAGCCCACCCGGAGCAGCGGCGGCGAGAGCGGCAGCCUCUCUCGCGUCGGGGCGGAGGAGCAGCGGCGCGAUGGCGGUGGAGGAAGAGGGGCUGCGGGUGUUCCAGAGCGUCAAGAUUAAAAUAGGAGAAGCCAAAAAUCUUCCUACCUAUCCAGGGCCAAACAAGAUGAGGGAUUGCUACUGUACUGUAAACCUGGACCAGGAAGAGGUUUUCAGGACCAAAAUUGUGGAGAAAUCACUAUGCCCCUUUUAUGGAGAAGACUUUUACUGUGAAAUUCCGCGGAGUUUUCGUCACCUAUCAUUUUACAUUUUUGACAGAGAUGUUUUCCGCAGGGAUUCAAUAAUCGGGAAAGUAGCAAUAUGGAAGGAAGAUCUACAGAAGUACCAUAACAGAGACACCUGGUUUCAGCUACAACAUGUUGAUGCAGAUUCAGAAGUACAGGGCAAAGUCCAUCUGGAGUUGAGGCUCAGUGAAGUCAUAACAGACACUGGUGUCAUUUGCCAUAAGCUUGCUACACGAGUUCUAGAAUGCCAAGGCCUGCCAAUCGUGAACGGACAGUGUGAUCCUUACGCAACAGUUACAUUAACAGGACCGUGCAGAUCAGAAGCCAAAAAGACUAAAGUUAAAAAGAAGACCAACAACCCGCAGUUCGAUGAAGUGUUUUACUUUGAGGUUACCAGACCCUGCAGUUAUAAUAAGAAGUCCCACUUUGACAUUGAAGAUGCUGAUGAAGUGGACAAGAUGGAAAUCAGAAUUGACCUUUGGAAUGCAAGCAACUUGAAGUUUGGUGAUGAGUUUCUGGGAGAACUAAGGCUACCUUUGAAAUUCCUCCGGCAAUCCAGCUCUUAUGAAGCAUGGUACUUCCUGCAGCCCAGAGACAACGGUAACAAGUCACUGAAACCAGAUGACCUGGGUUCCUUGAGGUUAAAUGUGGUUUACACAGAAGAUCAUGUUUUUCCCUCAGACUAUUAUAGCCCACUUAGAGACCUCUUGUUAAAAUCUGCAGAUGUUGAGCCUGUUUCAGCAUCUGCUGCCCACGUGUUGGGUGAAGUAUGCAGGGAAAAACAAGAGGCAGCCAUACCUCUGGUGCGGCUUUUCUUACACUAUGGCAAAAUUGUGCCUUUCAUUAGUGCAAUUGCAAAUGCAGAAGUGAGAAGAACUCAAGAUCCAAACACAAUUUUCAGAGGAAACUCAUUAACUUCCAAGUGCAUUGAUGAAACCAUGAAACUAGCAGGGAUGCAUUACCUUCAGGUUACUCUAAAGCCAAUUAUUGAUGAGAUCUGCCAAGUGCAUAAACCUUGUGAAAUUGAUCCUGUGAAGUUGAAAGAUGCUGAAAACUUGGAAACUAACAGGGAAAAUCUUAGGCAAUAUGUAGACCGGAUUUUCACAGUCAUUACAAAAUCUGGGGUUAGCUGUCCUACAGUGAUGUGUGAUAUCUUUUUUUCUCUGAGGGAGUCAGCUGCAAAACGUUUCCAAGGUGACCUAGAUGUUAGGUACACAGCUGUAAGCAGUUUUAUUUUCCUGAGAUUCUUUGCUCCUGCAAUUCUUUCUCCAAACCUCUUCCACCUUACACCACAUCAUCCAGAUCCACAGACCUCAAGAACGUUGACGCUUAUAUCCAAGACUAUACAAACGCUAGGCAGCUUAUCAAAAUCUAAAUCUGCCAGUUUCAAGGAAUCUUAUAUGGCCACAUUUUAUGACAACUUUAAUGAGCAGAAAUAUGCAGAUGCAGUAAAAAAUUUUUUAGAACUGAUUUCAUCAUCUGGAAGAAAAGAUCACAAGAGCAUAGAGCAACCUAUACUACUUAAAGAAGGGUUCAUGAUCAAGAGAGCGCAAGGGAGGAAGCGAUUUGGUAUGAAGAACUUCAAGAAGAGAUGGUUUCGACUCACUAACCAUGAAUUUACUUAUCAGAAAAGCAAAGGUGAUCAUCCGCUGUGUAGCAUUCCAAUUGAAAACAUUCUGGCAGUAGAAAAAUUGGAGGAGGAGUCAUUCAAAAUGAAAAAUAUGUUUCAAGUUAUUCAGCCUGAAAGAGUCCUGUACAUCCAAGCAAAUAACUGUGUCGAGGCCAAGGACUGGAUUGAUAUCCUUACCAAAGUUAGCCAGUGUAACAAGAAACGUCUCACUGUCUAUCACCCCUCUGCAUACCUUAAUGGGCACUGGCUGUGCUGUAAAGCUACUGCAGAUAAUACUCCUGGCUGUACUCCCUGCACUGGGGGUCUACCAGCAAAUAUACAAUUAGACAUAGAUGGUGACAGAGAAACUGAACGAAUCUACUCCCUUUUUAAUUUGUAUUUGUCUAAAUUGGAGAAAAUGGAAGAGGCUUGUGGCAGCAAAUCUGUAUAUGAUGGGCCAGAACAGGAAGAGUAUUCAACCUUUGUCAUCGAUGACCCUCAGGAGACCUAUAAGACACUAAAACAGAUUGUUGCAAGUGUUAAAACCCUAGAGCAGGAACAUGCCCAAUACAAGAGGGAUAAGUUCAAGAAGACAAAAUAUGGGAGCCAAGAACAUCCCAUUGGAGACAAGAGCUUCCAGAGUUACAUCAGGCAGCAGUCAGAAAUCUCAGCACAUUCCAUUUGAAGUUUGAAAGAAGUUGCUGAUAGGUUGAAUUAGAAGGAGGAGGAGGAGGAGAAGAAAAAGAGGAGCCACUUGUAGCGAGAUGUACAUAACGAGCACCAGGCUUGCUGAGCAUUUUCUCUCUCCAGGAACUGUUUAAAGUAGUUGCUAUGCACUUUAAAUUCAUCUGGUGUAAACAGAUGGAGGAACUCUGCCUUCUUGGUGGUUUUCAUUGGUUGUGUUGCAUUGUGUUUGUGUGUGUGUUUUAGUGAUCAGUUCAAUGAUCAAAGUGUGUGGACUUCAUACGGACAAUUUCCACAAUCCCUUUACAUAACUGAAAGCCAACAACGUUGUUGGAAGCUUUUUUCUAAACUUUGUUAUUGGCUGUUGGCUACUUUUUGUGCGAUGCCUCACAGCAGUUAAAGAAGGCUUUGCAGCACAUCCCCUCCCCCUUUUUAGUGGCAUUGUUUAAAACAAAGUGGAGAGUAGCCCCUUUCUGGCAGUCUCCCUAUACUGUAGCUUGCAUUACCAUAGGCCAGGCAAACAGCAGGGCAGUUUGGUCUUAGCAGCAGCUUAAUGUUUGUUGAGGGGUUGGCUUUUUAAGAGAAAUCUAAAUAUUUAAUGGUACUUCUUAAUAUUUUUGAGAUAAAAGUUGUUUCCAUCAAGGCAUUUUCUAUUUUUGCUAUAAGCGGUGCCAUAAAGUUAAAUAAUACAAAUUAAAGCAAAUAGUCAAAAGUGUAAAUAAUACAAGACUGCUCGGAGAGACUUUCACAGAAAAUUUAGCUUGGAUAUCGGAGUGACUGUAUUUUUCUCCUGUUUUAAAGGAUCACACAACACGUUUCCUUCAUUCAUAGUACUUCCACAUAUGGGUGGGGGGGAGGGAUUCAGAUCACGUUCAGUUUGUCAUUUCCACAUGUGCUCAUAUUUGACCUCAUGCAGACAGUAGAACAUAGCGGUAACACCAGGAAGUGGAAAUGGAUUUACUGUGUAGCACUGUAGUCCCAAAGUGUUCUGAACCUCACCAGGUUCUUUCUCAGGCGAAAUGUGAAAAACUAGACACUGCUGUAUCUUCUCAAAAUACCCUUUGUACAGAGAUUGACUGCUGCAAACUAGAUGCAUUUCAGACACAAAUGGAUUCUCCCAUGUUUACCCAUGGCUUGUACGCCCAACACAGAAGCAUUAUCCAUGUUGGAAGACCAUGUCUUGUUCACAAAUAACAUCCCAACUGCCCUAAAAAGGGACAGAGCUGUAAUUUCAGAGAAACGUGUUCUAAUUAGGGGCUUGUGCUGCUUUAACUGUGUAGGAGAAGUGUCUGCCAAAUGGGGCUUGCCCAUUCUUUUAGAGACCAGAGCAGAAAGUUGUGAAGGUUUAUAUACUCAACUGAAGUUCAUAUUCUCCUAGCUCUGUUUUUGGGGGAUGAAAUUUAUACUUUCUACAAAAAAAAAUUGAAAUAUAGGUGUUUCUUUUUAAAAAAUUAGCAUUAACACAGUUGUAACUUGUUAAAUAUGUUAGAUGAAGUGGAAUGAGUUAUGUACCUCAUAAAUAUCAGUAGAUAUUGCUAAGGAGAGGAAAUGAUGAUGCGAUAUAAGUGUACGUGAUGUUUUAUAUAUGUGUGUGUGUGUGUGUGUGUGCACGUGCAUGCGCGCACAGAUACAUACACACAUGUAUAUGUAUGUAUUUGCUGUUUAGCUAUAUGUCGUAACCUCUCUUUAAAGGUCUGCUGCAAUGCAUGUUGGGUUUUGAUAAAAGCCUAAAUAACGUAACAGAAGUGAUGAGGUUUUUUUGAAGAAGGAAGAAAUAUUUUUGGACCAUAAUGAAUGAACUUUCAGAUUGAUAUCAAGAUUCCAUUGUUUUUGCCUAAUCACGUUUCUGAAGAAAUCUUCAGUUUCCUGCAGGCAUUUGGAGCAUUAAAGAAAUACUGAAACUAAACCCAGCACAGAGCACUCAAAUCCUAUUUAAAUAAAUUAAUCUCUCUCUCUCUCUCUCUCUCUCUCUCUCUCUCUCUCUCUCUCUCUCUCUCUCUCUCUCUCUCUCUCUCUCUCUCUGUCUUGCAUCCUCUAUUUUUUUUUUAGUAAUGUUACAUAUUUUCUUGUUCCUUAGCAAUUCAUUGUGUUAGGGAACUACAGGAUGAGAAAUGGUAUCCUGUCACUUGCCAGCAGAACGACUGGGAAAGGUCUAUGUGCCAUGAACUGCCCUCUGAAAGCCAGUUUUUUUUUUAAAAAAAAAUGUAUUUGUAACUUAAUAGACUUUUAAUUAAAUACUAAUGACCUGCAAUGUG